Molecule: messenger RNA, 1586 nt
Organism: Pyricularia oryzae 70-15
Lineage: Eukaryota; Fungi; Ascomycota; Sordariomycetes; Magnaporthales; Pyriculariaceae
Product: malate dehydrogenase
Exons: 3
Coding region: 494-1285 (263 amino acids)
Source: RefSeq, a predicted model, not a curated record
GGUUGAUGCGCGUCUGGUUGGGUCGUUUCCCUCUCUUCUGACCUUCUCUUUGUAGUGAAUGUGGAUGGCUGCUUUUCGCAUCUCGCUUAAGUCUCGCGGUUGCUUGCAUGCCUUCCUUAGGAGGGGACUGUAUUAUCUUAUACAACAUGGAAGUCUAUAAUAGGAACCAUGCCUCCUUUCCUGUGUUCGGGUUGAACAAUAAUAUUUGUCUUUUAUUCCUGGCAUCAAUCAAAACAUUCCUUUUUUUUGGAUUGGCAUCGAUAAACAUAUAUCGAGUUCACUUUCCCUUUUCCUUCGCCGUUUCUUUCCUAUUUCCUUAUUUGGUCCUGUCCAGUCUUGUCGUCUCCUUUUCCUUUGACCGGCAUUUCAAUUUUCUGUCUAAGCACGAAGUUACGAAAGACAACAAAACAAAAACUCAAGAAAAGCGAAAGGACAUUGCAUCGAAAGCACACGAAAGAAAACGAGGACGCCGCAAAGCACACGACAUUCCAAGAUGUACUCUUCGAUAAUACUCGCCACGGCGUUCAUCGCCUCGGCCUUUGCUGCCCCGGCCAACCCCAACUUGAACCUCGCAUCCGCACACCCGGGCUCGCACUCAGCCGUAUCUGACUACUUCAACAUGCUGGCAAAGAAGGUUCAGGAGGCUAAGCAGCUGCCACAAGGUGGGCCAGUAUGUGAUCUUUCCUCGGUGCAACUGCCCACGGUUCCCGGUUCGAAAGAGCCAAUGCCCCUUCCCGGAGCUGGUUACAAGCUCAAGCACGUCGCCCUCGGUCGUGGCACGCAGAACUACACCUGCUCGCCCAACAACGCCACCGCCAUCCCCGCCGCGGCUGGUGCCGUGGCCACCCUGUUUGACGCUUCUUGUAUCGCCUCGGCCUACCCGGCCCUCCUGAUGGAGCUGUCGCGUGUGACCGUCAACUUCAACCUGACCGACCUCAACACGCUCGCGCCCUCAAACUUGCUCAUGUCUGGCCACCACUACUUUGCGCCCAACAUUACCGUGCCCUACUUCGACCUUGGCCCCCUGGGCAGCUGCAUGGCGGCUAAGAACGCAUCCGAGCCCGCCCCUGCCGACGCUGGAAAGGGCCAGGGUGGCGAGCCCGCCGUGCCGUGGCUUAAGCUUACCACGAGGGAGGGUGCCACGGGCGACCUGCAGGAGGUCUACAGAGUUGGCACCGCUGGCGGCAGCGCGCCAGCCACGUGCAAGGACAUGCCUGCUACCUUUGAGGUGCAAUACACUGCGCAAUACUGGUUCUACGCCGGCAAGAAGCCCACACAAGAAUGAGACAUGGUUGUUUAAAAUCUUGUUUGACCGUUCCGGAGCUUCCACUUGCACGAGAUACCUAGUUUGAUGUUCUGUUUUCGAUUUUUAUUUCGUCUCCCUGUUGAUAAGGCGUUGGGGUGGCGCUGUUUUUCCUUGUCAUGUCUUCUCUGACCAUGUCGGAGUAUUUUUCCUUUUAUCUCACUCGAGAUUUACUUUCUCGCUGGCUUACACUUGAAGGAUUCCCCACCGCUACUUUAGCCUAGCUGGGCGGCUUAGCUUCAUGAGAAUAUUUAAUGCGUUAGUUUCUGAACUACGUUCGUGG